UUUGAAGAGCCGCGCAGGCGCAGAAAGGCUCGGGACCGGGCCCUGUAUCCGCGACACGGAGCUCCGGGAUCUGUCUGAAAUGGCAGAGGUGGAGGAGACACUGAAGCGACUUCAGAGCCAGAAGGGGGUGCAAGGGAUCAUCGUGGUGAACACAGAAGGCAUUCCCAUCAAGAGCACCAUGGACAACCCCACCACCACACAGUACGCCAACCUCAUGCACAACUUCAUCUUGAAGGCUCGGAGCACCGUGCGCGAAAUUGACCCACAGAACGACCUCACCUUCCUUCGAAUUCGCUCCAAGAAAAAUGAGAUUAUGGUUGCACCAGAUAAAGACUAUUUCCUGAUUGUGAUUCAGAAUCCAACUGAAUAAGCCUUCCCUUGGCUCUGCACCAUUCCUUAAUUUAAUGCCCCUGUGAGUAAUAGUGUUAAUGGUGUCAGCCAGCUGGCCUGUAGAAAUUGGCUUGGAACCCACUCACUCAAACCAAUCCAUGACCAAAGGUGGGCUGCCAGCUCGGCCCCCCUCCCCGCCCCCUGCACUGGCCACUCCUGGAGAGGCCCUUGUGACUCACUUCCGGUUGGGAGCGAGAGCUCGUGAGAAUUCCAGACCCAGCUUCCUCCUGACCUUCAGAUCACUCUGUCACCCUUGGAAAAGGCUGUUUUUCUUUAACUAAAAAUAACUGAGAUGCUUA
Molecule: messenger RNA, 689 nt
Organism: Ochotona princeps (American pika)
Lineage: Eukaryota; Metazoa; Chordata; Mammalia; Lagomorpha; Ochotonidae
Gene: DYNLRB1
Product: dynein light chain roadblock-type 1
Exons: 4
Coding region: 80-370 (96 amino acids)
Biological process (GO): microtubule-based movement
Cellular component (GO): cytoplasm; cytoplasmic dynein complex; centrosome
Molecular function (GO): dynein intermediate chain binding
Source: RefSeq, a predicted model, not a curated record